This is a messenger RNA of Microthlaspi erraticum, 2868 nucleotides long. Lineage: Eukaryota; Viridiplantae; Streptophyta; Magnoliopsida; Brassicales; Brassicaceae. The record is from the annotation of a GenBank genome assembly.
AUGCAUCGGGCGACGCAAUCGGUCGACGCAAAGCUUGCAUCGGUCGCCGCAGCCGGUUCUGUCUGGUUCAAUUGGAAAUUGUUUCUGCUAGAGGUUGUGGCGCGAGAGGGCGCGGUGCUUGAGGCCGUGGAGGCCGGGGCCGAGAUUGUGGACUUCGGCGGAUUCGGGAGAGAGUGUGGUGCCGAGUGUGGCGACUGCGUCGGUGACCCAGUCGUGGUUCCACAAGGGGCUCCGGGAGUACCUCCAGUGGCAGAGGUGCAGCAGAGGGCUGCGGGAUUUGUUCAGCCGCAGGCUGCGGGUUUGAUGGUGCCGUCCUAUCUUGGAUAUGAUGGGGCACAUGCAGAGGAUUGGUACGCCGUUUUGAGGGCGGAGUUAGCCCAGAGGCGGCAGAUGAGUGGCGUCAGAGAUUGGAGCGGAAUUUCCAGUCUAUCAGAUAAUUGUGGAGGUUCUCAACGCAUGUGUUGUGUAAUGACCUUGUUAGUGGGCGGUUUUGAGUCCCACGUUUUAUUCGACUCUGGAGCAUCGAAUUGCUUCAUUACACCGGAGCGUGCCGAGAAGAGUGGCAUCCGGAGUAGCGCGGCGAGAGCGCGGGCAUGGUCAAGGUGGCGGGAGGUGGAUUCUUGUCUACUUUGGGCCGUGCUAGAGGAGUCGAGAUCGAGAUUGCGGGGCAGUCAAUGCCAGCAGAUUUGGUCAUCAGUCCGGUGGAGCUGUAUGAUGUUAUUCUCGGGAUGGACUGGUUGUCACUACAGAGUUCAUCUGGAUUGCUACAGAGGUAGAGUGGUCUUCGAGCGAGAUGCAGGGAGGUUGGUUUAUCAGGGAGUGAGACCGACUUCCGGGAGUAUUGUGAUAUCUGCUAUUCAGGCCGAGCAGUUGUUAGAGCGGGGCUGUGAGGCGUAUCUGGCGACGAUUUCUAUGUCUGAGUCAGGAGCUGGAGUUGUUAUGGGAGAUAUUGAGGUUGUCCAGGAUUUUGAGGAUGUCUUUCAGUCACUGAAGGGAUUACCACCAUCUCGGUCUGAUCCUUUCACGAUUGAGUUAGAGCCGGGGACAGCACCGAUAUCGAAGACGCCUUACAGGAUGGCGCCAGCUGAGUUGGCAGAGCUGAAGAAGCAGAUAGAGGACCUUUUGUCUAAGGGGUUCAUUCGACCGAGUGUUUCACCGUGGGGAGCACCGGUGUUGUUUGUGAAGAAGAAGGAUGGAGUUUCAGACUUUGUAUCGAUUACAGAGAUUGACUUGGCAUCGGGGUAUCAUCAGAUCCCGAUAGAUGAGGCAGAUGUCAGGAAGACUGCUUUCAGGACGCGUUAUGGGCAUUUUGAGUUUGUGGUUAUGCCUUUCGGUUUGACUAACGCGCCGGCAGCCUUCAUGAGAUUGAUGAACGACGUGUUCAGGGAGUAUUUGGACGUGUUUGUCAUCAUUUUCAUUGAUGAUAUUCUGGUAUACUCGAGGAGUCAGGAGGAGCAUGCGACUCACUUGAGGUUGGUUCUGGAGAAGCUUCGGGAGCAGAAGCUUUUUGCUAAGUUGAGCAAGUGCAGUUUCUGGCAGCGAGAGAUGGGAUUUCUUGGCCACAUUGUUUCUGCAGAGGGAGUUUCUGUGGAUCCGGCUAAGAUUGAGGCUAUCAGAGAUUGGCCUAGACCUAGUAGUGCCACCGAGAUCAGGAGUUUUCUGGCUGAGUGUGAGGAGAGCUUUAGUCAGCUCAAGGAGAUGUUGACUACUACACCAGUGUUGGCGUUACCCGAGCCAGGGAAGCCUUACAUGGUGUAUACAGAUGCUUCAGGCAUUGGUCUUGGUUGUGUGCUGAUGCAGGAGGGCAGAGUGAUAGCAUAUGCUUCGAGACAGUGGCAGGGCAGUGAGCGUAACCGUCCUACACAUGACUUAGAGUUGGGAGCAGUGAUCUUCGCGUUGAAGAUUUGGAGGUCUUACUUGCUGGGUGAGACAGUACAGGUCUUCACGGAUCACAAGAGUUUGCAGCAUAUCUUCACUCAGCCGAUGAUGAACGCGAGACAGACGCGCUGGGUUGAGUUCUUGGCGGACUAUCAGGUGAACAUUAACUACCAUCCGGGCAAGGCUAACCUAGUGGCGGACGCGUUGAGUAGACGGAGGUAUGAUUCCGCAGUUGAGCGAGAUGUGGAGUCUCUGGUUGGCGAGAUCAGUACCUUGCGUUUGUGUGCCAUUUCGCAGGAGCCUUUGGGUUUAGAGGCAGUGGAUCAGGCGGAUCUACUUAGCAGGAUCAGAGUUGCUCAGCAGAGUGAUCAGAGUUUGCUAGAUGCGACGAGAGUGACUGGUUCUGAGUAUGAGGUCUCUGCGAAUGGGACUAUCUUGGUUCGUGGGCGAGUUUGUGUGCCUAAGGAUGUGGAGUUGAGACAUCAGAUUCUGAGAGAGGCUCAUUCGAGCAAGUUUUCCAUUCAUCCGGAGCGACCAAGAUGUACCAUGACCUCAAGAGAGCAUCAGGUUCCGGGUGGUCUUUUGCAGAGUUUACCCAUUCCAGAGUGGAAGUGGGACAGGAUUACGAUGGAUUUCGUGGUUGGACUACCUGUUUCGAGGACUUUUGAUGCUAUUUGGGUGAUUGUGGAUCGGUUGACUAAGUCUGCACAUUUCUUGGCCAUCAAGAAGACAGAUGGAGCUGCUGUCUUGGCUAGGAAGUUUGUGCGAGAGAUUGUGAGGCUGCAUGGAGUGCCAGCUAGUAUUGUGUCAGACCGUGAUCCCAGAUUCACUUCAGAGUUUUGGAGAGCUUUCAGGCAGAGAUGGGCACUAAGCUUUCAGGCGAGUAUUGGCAUGGCUCCAUUCGAGGCUUUGUAUGGGAGGCCAUGUAGGACACCCCUAUGCUGGACCCAAGUGGGGGAGCGCAGCAUGUAUGGAGCUACUUAUGUUUAG